AUCUCAUUUUAUCCGAUGAAGAAGGAUUAAGAAAAAAAAAUAAGAUUGUUGAUUUACAAUAUUCAUGUGACAACUUCUACAUGCUAAUUAUAGAAAAGUGAUCUCCAUGAACGAGCAAGUACCACAUCUCUAGCUAGAACUGUUACAACAUCGCCCUUCAUCGUCUCCAUUCUGCAUUUCUCCAUCACAUUCACGCCCUAAACGCACAUCAACGUAAUUAAGUAGCAUCCUUCACAUCAACCAACACACAUUCACCACCAUGCAACCGUGGGUUUUCAAGUCCUUCCAGCCCUCCUCCCAAAGGAAGAAACACCCUCCCACCUCCAACCCGCGUCUCCUCCCCCUCCUCGCUGCCACCCUCGCCGCCACCAUCUUCCUCCUCUUCCUCUUCCGCCAGACCCUCCUCGACCCCACCACCUCUGCCGACCUCUGCGUCUCCUCCUCCUCCGUCGUUCCCCUCACGCCCUCCGAGGCCGCCAUCGCCGCCGAGUUCGACACCUCCCCGCUCACCCUCGUCACCAUCCUCCACUACGCCACGGCGCGUGUGCUCCCUCAGCAGACCAAGGGCGAGAUCCGGAGAUCCUUCGACGUGCUUCAGUCCCUCGCGCCAUGCAACUUCCUUGUGUUCGGACUCGGCCACGACUCGCUUAUGUGGGACUCGUUCAAUCCACGUGGCACCACGCUGUUUCUCGAGGAGGAUCCCAAGUGGACCCUCUCUGCCCUCCAGCGCUUCCCCAUCCUACGUGCCCACACCGUUCGUUACUCCACGCGCCUCACCGAGUCCAAGACCCUCCUCUCCUCUUAUAAGGAUAAUUGUGCCCGUGUCAGCGUGACCACCGGUCACCCACUCAAGGGUAACCGCUUGUGUAAGCUGGCACUGCACAAUUUGCCUAAUGAGGUGUACGAUCGUGAUUGGGAUGUGAUCAUGAUCGAUGGGCCGCGAGGGUAUUUUGCGGCCGCGCCCGGUAGAAUGGCGGUCAUAUACUCCACCGCGAUGAUGGCGCGUGGGAGAAAGAGAUCGGGUGUGACGCACGUGUUUCUUCAUGACGUGGAUAGGGAGGUUGAGAAGCAGUAUGCCAAGGAGUUCUUGUGCAUGAAAUAUAGGGUUGGGGGGAUUAGGAAACUUUGGCACUUUGUUAUUCCACCCGUUGUUAAUGCUAGUGAUAUUGCUCAUGGAUUUUGUUGAAAUUGUAGUGUCUUAUACUUUGUUCUUUUAUGUAUGUCUUUAAUAUGAAAUAGAAAAGGUUUUGUUCUAUGUUAGAAAUUUUGUUUCGUAGUAGUACCCAACAAGUUUUAUCAUCCCUAUUCGUGUCUCUUUUAUAU
Glycine soja is the source of this 1323-nucleotide messenger RNA. Its product is annotated as probable methyltransferase At1g27930. Bases 260 to 1186 code for a protein of 308 amino acids. The record is from RefSeq and is a predicted model, not a curated record. The transcript has a single exon. Gene Ontology annotation, biological process: xylan biosynthetic process. NCBI's taxonomy places the organism in Eukaryota, Viridiplantae, Streptophyta, Magnoliopsida, Fabales, Fabaceae.